Molecule: messenger RNA, 4497 nt
Organism: Pochonia chlamydosporia 170
Lineage: Eukaryota; Fungi; Ascomycota; Sordariomycetes; Hypocreales; Clavicipitaceae
Product: DEAD/DEAH box helicase
Exons: 6
Coding region: 1-4497 (1498 amino acids)
Cellular component (GO): cytoplasm
Molecular function (GO): ATP binding; nucleic acid binding
Source: RefSeq, a predicted model, not a curated record
AUGCUAUUGGUCGACUCUCAAAAAUGUAUGAAAGACUGUGUUGUGGCUUUCAUCAUUCACCUGUCCGUCCUCAGGCGUUUGGAUCUGUCUCAGAGAUCGUGUAAAGAAACCACGUUCAGCGAGCUACAGCAGGCAUCGUUUGAAGACUUCUUUAGCUCAUUCAGCAACAUCUGUAUCACGAUUGUGGAGAAAAUGUCUUUCAAAGAACUAUGGGAUGUCUUUGACCUCGUUGACGGCCGCAUCCUACGACAAAUGCUUGGACGCCUGCAAACCCUGGCGCUUCCUCUCUGUAUCAGGGAAGAGGUUCGGAGAUUCGCAAACAUAAUUUUACAACUUACGGACGUGGAUCUCUCGGAAUCCAAUCCGCAAUGCCAAUUGGCAAGAAACAUUCCUAUUGAUACUCUCUCUCUCUCUGCCAAUGCGUCUGAAAGUGUGCCUCCUUCAAUUCUGGGAUUCAGCCACCCAGCUUUGGACGACUACCUUGAUCCUGUCAAAAUCUCUACCAGAGUUUCAGCAGAUCCGCAACCCGCGCCAAACAUGAAAGUCUUUGAAGAAAUUUCCCACUGGCAUAAUGCACGUGUACCUAUCGACUCUAGCCAUAAGAUACAGCGUAAAGGCUACUUUGCAAAUUGGAGAACCCAAAAGCUAAUGGCUAGCACCACUGCGUACUCGGCUAGCUUGACAAAUUCUGCCGGGAAGGAUAUUCAUCCAGAAAUCAUCGUGUCAACCUCUGUGACCGACCAUUCUUCUAAUGAAGGCAGAGGCAAGGGCAAGGAAUGUGAGGGAGUGCGCGGCACAUCGCAUCGAACCCUUCAUCAGCAUAGCAUCAAGAAGAUUGGACAACGCACUGGUCGACAGCAUGCCCGAGAAGAGGCCCAAAAGAUUCAGGCCGAGAAAAAUAAAAGCAGAGCCAUGGCGACGUGGAUGGCUUGGAACCAAAGAAUCCAAGAAUUUGAAGCUGAAAUUAACCUGGACAGUCGAUGUCUGAGGGUCAUACAAUAUGUCAACGGGUUGUCAACCCAACACAUGGCGAUAGUGGGCGGCGAGGUUACGUUGUAUCUAUGUAAUUGCCUUGCUUAUACGCUAUUAGAAGCAAAGAAGAAGAGAAAACGAAUUCCCGGUAUGUUGGAGUCCAAUGAGCUGAUGGAAAUUCCUAAAUUUUCACUGUCGCAGCAGGGAGUUGCGCUUUUCAAGGUACUCGCAAAGGCUGUCAAACUACAAAUACCUCAUGACACGCUGCUGGAUGCUGCUUUGAAGGGACGGCAGCUGCCCUUUGCCAGCUUGAGCUUGAUGCCGACAACAACACAUGCAGGGAGAGACCAACUGGAACUGGAUGUUCUAUCUGAUCCCCUUGAGUUUCAGCUCCGUCAUUGCGGACCGUAUCUGGAAAGAGCCUUUGACUCGAUGCCGGAUCCUCGUGUGCCUUUCAGCCCGGAUGCCUGGCAGAGGAGAGUUCUCGAUGCCAUAGAUGCGAACAAGAGCUUGUUUGUUGUGGCACCGACAUCAGCUGGCAAAACGUUCAUUUCAUUCUACCCCCAACAGAAGGCUCUUGUCAACCAAAUAGCUGCCGAAGUGCAAGCUCGAUUCUCCAAGGCGCGUUCUACCAAAGGUACAUGUAAAUCAGUUUGGGCCGUACAUACCAGGGACUACAGAAUCAACAAUCCGACAGGCUGCCAGGUACUAAUCACGGUUCCGCAUAUUUUGCAGAUCAUGCUGCUGGCGCCAUCAAAUUCCCAGACGGCCGAUUCAUGGUCUUUGAGAGUGAAGAGGAUCAUCUUUGACGAGGUUCACUGCAUUGGGCAGUCAGAUGACGGGGUGAUAUGGGAGCAGCUGCUCCUUCUUGCCCCGUGUCCUGUCAUCGCUUUAUCUGCCACGGUGGGCAAUCCUAUGGAGUUCAACGACUGGUUGAGAAGAUCAGAGGAAGCAAAAUGCCAUGAUCUGGAAAUGAUCGUUCACCCCUAUCGCUACUCAGACCUUCGCAAGUUCAUGUAUUAUCGUAAGAAAGGCUGGGAGUUUAGUGGCCUUGGACCUGUUGAAGGGUUGCCCAUCCCGGGGUUAGAUGACAUGCAUGUGGACAUGGAGGCACAUGGGCAACACGACAUCAUGAAGAGCUCCAUGUCGCCAUUCACUUACAUUCAUCCAGUGGCUAACUGCUUCAUCUUGUGGCAAUGUAUGUCGAAUCAUCAAACCGAAGCAUUUCCCCUCAACGAAUCCUUGGCUCCGCGGAACGCACUUCCCGAGGUUGUGACGAAGCAUGAUAUCGUUAAAUGGGAAGCCGCAUUGAAGCAAGUCUUGUUGAAAUGGAUGCAAGAUGCCAGUUCGCCCUUUUCUUCCGUUAGAAACAGGCUUCAGUCACCAAUUGUUAAUCGACAUCUCUCGACUUUGAAUCAGUCGCCCAACGCGACUGGCCAUAAACCUAAACCUAGUCAUACCAGCCUUCAACCCGACUCCGAAGAUACCGGCCUUCACACUGUGGCUUUACAGCUCCUUUCCGACCUUCAUUUCCACGCGGCGCUUCCAGCCAUACUAUUCAACUACGAUCGGAAAUAUUGUGAGAAAAUACUCCUUUUCCUUGAAAAGAAACUGCGGCUUGCAGAGGCUGCUUGGAAGGCCGCAAGCUCAGAAUGGAGGAAGAAGCUCGCUGAAUAUGAAAAAUGGAAGAGAACAAGCCCUAGGCUUUCCAAGAGCGAACGCACCAAAGAAGCUGCAAAUGCGGACAUCAGUGUCUGGGACAGCUUCGACCCUGAGGCGGCUUUGGAUGAAUUCUCAUUUGCGGGCCCAAAAAAGUUACGAAAAUCAGAAUUUGAGGAUAUGGUGACGCCUCUCAGAAAUGCCAACCUGAAGCAGGGAAUUGUAGGUGCUCUACGACGAGGAAUAGGGGUACAUCAUGCAGGAAUGAAUCGGGAGUAUCUUGAGAUGCUUUUUAGGAAAGGCUUUCUGAGGGUUGUCGUCGCGACUGGCACCUUGGCUUUAGGUAUCAACAUGCCGUGCAAGAGUGUGGUAUUCUUUGGCGACUCUGUGUUUCUCACAGCUCUGAAUUACAAUCAGGCAGCCGGACGGGCAGGUCGCCGGGGGUUUGACACCCUCGGAAAUGUUGUUUUCGUGGGAAUGACGCCAGAGAGAGUGUUUGAGAUCAUGUCGUCCAGACUCCCCGACCUUCACGGCCAGUUCCCCCUAUCAACGACUCUAGUUCUCCGACUCUUGGGUCUCCUUCAUCACACAGAGAAUUCUGAGUACGCAGUAAGGGCCGUUCGUUCCAUACAAUCUCAAACUCGCCUAUAUUUAGGAGGCCCCUCGAAUCAAAUGACAAUCAAGCAUCAGUUGCGGUUUUCCAUAGAAUAUCUUCGGAGGCAACAUCUUUUGUCUCAAUCCGGGGCUCCCCUCAAUUUCGCAGGUUUGGUAGGGCACCUGUAUUUUACUGAGAACGCUGUGUUUGCCUUUCACUCUUUGCUCAAGGGUGGAUAUUUCCACGACUUGUGCAGUGGUAUUCACCGGAAACCGCAGCAAGUACUCCUUGAGCUCAUACUUGUUCUGGCGCAUCUAUUUUGCAGAGUACCUCUUCGAUCAGUCAGUGACGAAGUGGCCAAGAACAGGAUUCACCGAUCACCAUCAGUAGUUCUGUUGCCGCGAUUACCAGAGCAGGCGGAGACGAUUCUCCGUGAGCACAACAACGAGACACUGCACAUAUUUCGAAACUAUGUUAGCUCCUUCGUCGACCAACACCUCAAAGGCCAGUCAGAUAAUCAGCUUCCGUUUACAAAACACAAGGUCCAGGGGAACAAGGGAGGAGAUGCACUGUCCAUUAUUGAUUCUCUCCCGCCUACAAAGCUCCGCUCGUCAUUCGCUGCGCUUUCCGGGUUCAAUGAUGAGUUCCACUCAAUUCACGAGCUGUGCACAACAGUCCGAGACGGGGUUUUCCUUGAGGAAUCCGCCGUUCCUUACAUCCCCAUUCAUCCGAAUGGUAAUGCUCGGCUGCACUGGAACGCCUAUAUCUAUGAUUUCUUCAAACACGGUGACAUGGAAGCGUUGGUCCGAGACAAUGGGAUAAAGGGUGGCGAUGUAUGGUUCCUCUUGAAAGACUUUUCACUUGUUUUGGCCACCAUGGUUACGAGCCUCACAAAUUUUCUCGAUCUUGGCUCUUCUAUUGACGAUGCGGCCAUGAUGGAUAUACACGAUAUCGGCGAUGUGACUGACGAGGAGCUUUUUGACGAACAAGCAGCACCGGUUGUGGAUGAUUUGACUCAUGCGCCGCCGAAUAACCUGGUUUCUCUUUCUCGAAAGCCCAAAAAGGCUAUUCUGGUAGAUUCAUGGGACGAUGACCAGAGUACUGGGAGCUCGCAGGACGAGGAUACAAAUGCCAGUGAAGGCUUUGACACCCUACCAUUGGAGAAGCUCGCCUGGGGCGACGACGGCGAAGAGAGCUUAAUGCUCGUCUUGACAGCUUUUCGACAACUGCAACAGCAAUUUAAUGAGGUGUUCAAAAAGGUUUGGGCUUAA